CGGGCGCGGGUGGGGGCAGAGCCGGCGCCUUCAACUGGUGCAGAACCGGGCAAGCAGCCGCGGCUCGGACCGGACUGUUUCUGCGCCCUCCGCUCGGCCGGCCGCAUCCCCGUCGGCCCCGCCGACCCGCGCUCGCCCACUUCUCGCCCUUCGGCAGCACACCGACCCGCGGCCGGACUGGGGAUGCGCACCCCGCCGGCCCCCGGGGGCCAGGGCAGCGAGGUGCCAGACCCCACCUUUGCUGAUGGCGAGCUCCUCCCCAGGGAGUCCGGCUUCUUUCCUGUGGAUGAGGACGAGGCCAUGACGCUGGCCCCGCCCGAGGGCCCCCAGGAGUCGGACAUGGACGGCCCCACGGAGAGCGCCCGGAGCCUGGAGGGGCCGGUGGGGAUUCCUGCCGAGGAGAAGGAUGCAGGGCUCGGGGGCCUGUUCCUUCCAGAGGACAAGUCCCUGGGCCACACUCCGUCCGUGACCACGUCGGACCUCUCCACGCACUCCACCACCUCACUCAUCAGCAACGAGGAGCAGUUUGAAGAUUACGGGGAGGCGGAUGACGUGGACUGUGCCCCCAGCAGCCCCUGCCCCGACGACGAGACCAGGACCAACGUCUACUCAGACCUGGGGUCGUCGGUGUCCUCCAGCGCGGGGCAGACGCCUAGGAAGAUGCGGCACGCGUACAACAGCGAAUUGCUGGAUGUUUACUGCUCUCAGUGCUGCAAGAAAAUCAACCUGCUCAAUGAUUUGGAAGCCCGGCUGAAAAACCUGAAGGCCAACAGCCCCAACCGGAAGAUCUCUAGCACAGCCUUUGGACGGCAGCUCAUGCACAGCAGCAACUUCAGCAGCAGCAAUGGCAGCACCGAGGACCUGUUCCGGGACAGCAUCGACUCCUGUGAUAACGACAUCACUGAGAAGGUGAGUUUUCUGGAAAAAAAGGUGACAGAGCUGGAGAAUGACAGCCUGACCAACGGGGACCUGAAGAGCAAGCUGAAGCAGGAGAACACGCAGCUGGUGCACAGGGUGCACGAACUGGAGGAGAUGGUGAAGGAUCAGGAGACCACGGCCGAGCAGGCCCUGGAGGAGGAGGCUCGGCGCCACCGUGAGGCCUACAGCAAGCUGGAACGGGAGCGCAGCACGGAGAUCGAGCUGCUGAACACCAGGGUACAGCAAUUAGAGGAAGAAAACACCGAGCUUAGAACGACAGUGACCCGGCUGAAGUCACAAACCGAGAAGCUGGAUGAGGAGCGGCAGCGCAUGUCCGACCGGCUGGAGGACACGAGCCUGCGGCUCAAGGAUGAGAUGGACCUGUACAAGCGCAUGAUGGACAAGCUGCGGCAGAACCGCCUUGAGUUCCAGAAGGAGCGGGAGGCAACGCAGGAGCUCAUCGAGGACUUGCGCAAGGAGCUGGAGCACCUGCAGAUGUACAAGCUGGACUGCAGGGGCCGCGGCUCAUCCUCCGGCCCGGGCGAGUUCAGUGCCAGGGCCCGAGAGGUGGAGCUGGAGCAUGAGGUCAAGCGUCUCAAGCAGGAGAAUCAUAAGCUGCGGGAUCAGAAUGACGACUUGAACGGGCAGAUCUUGAGCCUCAGCCUCUACGAAGCGAAGAACCUCUUUGCCACCCAGACCAAAGCCCAGUCGCUGGCUGCGGAAAUAGACACAGCCUCUCGUGAUGAGCUCAUGGAAGCCCUAAAGGAGCAGGAGGAGAUCAACUUCCGGCUGAGGCAGUACAUGGACAAGAUUAUCCUUGCCAUCCUGGACCACAAUCCCUCCAUCCUCGAGAUCAAACACUGAGACAAGGGGCCUGACUGCAGAGCGGCCUCAGGACCCCUGGACCCCAGGAUUAAGGGCCAGAUCCUGCCUGAGGAUGCGGCCCAGGCCGGGCUCCCACGCACACUGUAAAUGUGUCUCUGGCCACGGUGGUGUAACGUGUACUGGUGUGUAUGUGGGGAGGCCACGCCCACAGCAAGGGGUGAGCGUGGGCCGUGGCCGCGGGCGCCAUCUGCUCUGUUAGCCGUCCUUGCACUUUGUGGUCCCUUUGUGAGGGGCAGAGGGUCCCCGAGGUGGGCGGGGACGAGGUCGGCGGUCAGGAGUUACUGUAAUGAUGAGAGCUAGAAGCUUCUGUUUCAGAUACUGGAUAAAAUGAUUCUACCUCUGGGGACCAGGAUUAAAAAGUACUCUAAGUGAGACAGGCUCUUCCACCCCAUCCCUGUUUCCCCCUGGGAGUGGGAGCAAAAUUACGAGCUUUUCCAGGAGUUCAAAUGCCUCACCAACCUCUUCGGCCACCUUUCAGGCCCAGGUGCUUGAGCUCGGAGAGGAAAAAGGAGCAUAUGGGGGGAACAUGUAGGGGCCCCUCAAGAGCCCCCCCACCCCCAGCCGGCAGCCCGUGUGAGGCUUGUGCACAGUGUGUCCCAAGGACUCAGGUUUGUGGAGGAGCUGGAGGGGGCGACCUUCGUCCUGAGAAUUCUUGGCGUUUUGAGGGUUCCCCGCAAACUUCUCCAUCCCUGCUCACCUACCUCUCCCUCUCUGUCUUUGUUUUGUGUUUUAAGACAGUGAAAAAUAAGCAGCGUUCACCUGGGUGUACAUGAAGGGUUAAAAGAAAGGGGAAGGAGGCUGGGGACAGUCUAAGGCACCUGUUGGCGUUGGACAACCAAAGACACGAUUUUCGGGCGGCAGCGCGCUCAGGUCCCUGUCAGCAUCCUUUCCCGUGGAUGCCUUUUAAGAGAGGACAUGGAUGGACCCUCUCGACAGCUCCCUCGGGCUAGAAGUGGGCCUUGCUUACCUGUCCCUGGUGAUGGCCUUGGGUUUGGAUUUUCAGAAUCCAUGCUCUGGGCUUGGCUCAGUUGGGGGGUGAGGGCCCCGUGUUCCAGCCUUUAGAAACACACCUGUACUCGGGUCUCGGCCAGGGGAACAAACGCUGUGCUGGUGGGAGAGACAGUUGGGGAAGUGGCAGGGAAACCUUAGUCUUCCAUCCUGGUGACACGUGGUGGAUAUUCACCCUCUGGAUCUUUCAUGUGAUGCUUUGUUCUAGGUGGCUGGGAGUAGAUACGGUACUUUCCUUCGAGUUUUCCAAUGUGUCUCAGUUUUGUAUGGCUUGUGAAUUGUUUCCUUAAUCCAAAUA
Kogia breviceps (pygmy sperm whale) is the source of this 3109-nucleotide messenger RNA. The record is from RefSeq and is a predicted model, not a curated record. NCBI's taxonomy places the organism in Eukaryota, Metazoa, Chordata, Mammalia, Artiodactyla, Physeteridae.